AGAUAGAGAGAGGAGAGAUAGAGAGAGGAGAGAUAGAGAGAGAGAGGGACUGACUGACUGCAGGAGCAGAGAGGCGGACAGAAGACAGAAGCUCCGACUUCCAGGCAAACAAACCGGGAGGUCGCCAAGCUCCAAGCCGGGCCAAGGAGCGCGACCGCCGGCAUGACGAUCGAGUUCGCCCCGCUGAACAUCCCGCUGCGGAGGAGACUGCAGACAGCUGCCGUCCUGCAAUGGGUCUUCUCCUUCCUGGCUCUAGCUCAGUGCUGUCUCGCUGCCUUCAUGCUGUUGGCUCUCUCUGAUUGGUGGAUGGUGGCCCUGCUGUAUGCUGGUUGGCUGUGGCUGGACUGGGACACGCCCACCAGCGGGGGUCGGAGGUCAGAAUGGGUCAGGAGGUGGAGCGUCUGGGACUACUUCAGACAGUACUUCCCCCUCACGCUCGUUAAAACCGUCGAUUUGGAUCCAAAGAAAAAUUAUAUUUUUGGAUUCCAUCCACACGGUGUGCUGGUAGCUGGAGCCUUUGGUAACUUCUGUACGGAGUCGACGGGUUUCUCUCGGUUGUUUCCUGGACUGAAGUCUCACCUGCUGAUGCUUCCGUUCUGGUUCAGAGUCCCUCUGUUCAGAGAUUACAUCAUGUUUGGAGGUCUGGUGUCCAGCUGUAAGUCCAGCCUGUCGUACCUGGUCAGUCGUCCUGAAGGAGGAAACGUUGCGGUCAUCGCGGUGGGCGGAGCUCCAGAGGCGCUGGAUGCUCGACCAGGAGCUUUAACACUCCAGGUGCGAAACAGGAAAGGUUUCAUCAAGAUGGCUCUCAAACACGGAGCUCAGCUGGUUCCAGUCUUUUCUUUCGGAGAGAACGAGCUGUUUGAUCAGAUGGAGAACCCGACUGGUUCCCCUCUGAGGAGGAUGCAGAACCGGUUGCAGAGCAUCAUGGGAGUAGCGAUCCCUCUGUUCCACGCCAGAGGAGUUUUCCAGUAUAGCUUCGGACUGAUUCCAUACAGGAUGCCCAUAAGAACCAUAGUGGGGAAGCCCAUCCCGGUCCUCCAGACUCCGAGUCCCAGCAGCGAGGACAUCGAGUCUCUGCAUCGAGUUUACCUGCAGCACCUGACCGAACUGUUCGAGGAGCACAAACACACCUAUGGCCUGCAGGAGCACCAGCACCUCACCUUCAUAUGACCAACAGACCACUACAGACAACCUAUAGACCACUACAGACCACUACAGACCACUUACAGACCACUACAGACCACUUACAGACCACUACAGACCACUUACAGACCACUACAGACCACUACAGACCACUUACAGACCACUACAGACCA
Scomber scombrus (Atlantic mackerel) is the source of this 1316-nucleotide messenger RNA. It is a transcript of the gene mogat3a, whose product is annotated as monoacylglycerol O-acyltransferase 3a. The record is from RefSeq and is a predicted model, not a curated record. Gene Ontology annotation, cellular component: endoplasmic reticulum membrane. Lineage: Eukaryota; Metazoa; Chordata; Actinopteri; Scombriformes; Scombridae. Gene Ontology annotation, molecular function: diacylglycerol O-acyltransferase activity. The transcript is spliced from 9 exons. The coding region runs from base 163 to 1170 and encodes 335 amino acids. Gene Ontology annotation, biological process: triglyceride biosynthetic process.